Polyodon spathula (Mississippi paddlefish) is the source of this 14186-nucleotide messenger RNA. RefSeq names its product lysine (K)-specific methyltransferase 2Bb (gene kmt2bb). The record is from RefSeq and is a predicted model, not a curated record. The transcript has 37 exons. The coding region runs from base 239 to 11743 and encodes 3834 amino acids. Gene Ontology annotation, molecular function: DNA binding; zinc ion binding; histone H3K4 methyltransferase activity. Gene Ontology annotation, cellular component: histone methyltransferase complex; nucleus. Gene Ontology annotation, biological process: positive regulation of DNA-templated transcription. NCBI's taxonomy places the organism in Eukaryota, Metazoa, Chordata, Actinopteri, Acipenseriformes, Polyodontidae.
UUCAUUCUCACCGGGGCACCGUUUACACCCCUGAAACCGCGGCCCUCGUAGGCGAGCUGCCUUCCAAACAGCCUCCGACCCCGAACUCGUUUCGAUCCGUGUUCAAGGCUGCGGUGCUGGCUCUGGGCUCCGGGUGAAAGACUCGGUUUCCCAGGCUGCCCCGGGUUUCCCUCCCCAUCCCGCGCCUUCCCUCGUCCCUCUGCAGUCCCAGAGCAGCCUCGGUGUUGCUGUUGCGAUAAUGAUGGCGGCGGCGGGAUCCGGAUCGGCGGCACCUGCGGCCGGGGGAGGGUUGAGCACCGCGGCGGUGGCCCGGGGCCGCUUCCCCGGUCGGCCGUGGUGCUCCCGGAGUCUGUUGCGUUCAGAGAAGCGCUCCCAGGUCGGCAGGCGCUUGGUUGAUCACGGGGAGACUUCUGCGGGAGGCGCCAGGCCUUGCAGCCUCGGGUUUGCGCCAAAUGAAGACCUGUCUUUGAUCCGGCUGCUCGGGCUAGCGGCGAACCACUGCCGCCUCCGACAGGCCGGGUACAGCUCCAGCGGCAGCGAGGAGGUAAGGAGCCGCUCUUCGUUCAGUGAGGAAAAGGAAGAGACGCGCCGAGAGGGAGAUGAUUUCCCAGGCUUUGGCUCAGGCGAGGUUAUCAGGAGUCCCCUGCGUUCUGGGCAUCGCUAUCACAGAAGUAACUGGGAGGGGGCGAGAGGCAAAGCUCCAAAAACAUCAGCCUCAGUGGACAACUUCUCGAAACAGUCCCGUGAAAAACCUCCGCCCCCCGCACCCGACCCAGGAGAGGCGAGGACGGCGUCCGCCAGUAAAAUUUCCAUAAAGGUUUAUUCUGGGACUCUGAAAAAGGGGGGGCGCGUUCCCCCGUCCCCGAAACAGAAAACUGCGGUUUCAAAGCCGCAGAAUAAAGGAAGGACUGGUCUGAAAGGGGAGAGGGCUGCCAGCCUGCCUCCGAAGGCAACAAAAAAGGGGGCUCCUUCCAGAGCAAGUCAGAAGGACAAGCCCAGCUCCUCGAGGGCCAAUGCAGCCUCUGGGAGAAGCCCUGCGAAGCCCCCGAUCACAAUCAAACUCACGGGCAGGAAGAGCAGCAGGAGAGCAGCUGCUGCUGCUGCUGCUGCUGGCAAGAAGCCCAUGAAGAAGCUGAAGGUGGUGGCGUUCAAGUAUGUGUCCAAGGCCAAGAAGCUCACAAGCAAGCAGCUCCCCAGAGCUGACGUCAAGUUAAAGAAAGGCAAGAACUCUGCCGACGGGGGGCUGGAGCCCGAGAAAAGCAAGCGGACGCGAUGGCAGGGGCCUCCUGCCCAGGAGGUGAGAACGGAGGGCAGAAAGGCGAAAGCAAAAUCCGACGGGACAAAGACCAAGCCGGAAGCGAAGAGGGAGAGGGAACGAGCCGCAAAGGCUGCCGGCGCGGAGCUGCAGAGCACCGGGGAAGCAAGAGAGGGCGGGUUAGCCGACCUUCAGGGAGGGCCUUCUGACGGUCCAGCCGUCGUCGUCCCGAACGCCGGUAAGGUCAAGAGGAAUCUGAAGAUCGGUAAGAUUCUGGGGCUGAAACUGAAAAGAGUGCGGAACCCGGAGGAGCCCGGCCAGGACAGCUCUGCCCCGCAGGCUGCCGCAGCGCCUUCCUCUGACAGCACCUCCUCCUCCUCCUCGAAACGAAAGCAAAACAAGUACGUUUGGACGUUGACUUUGGUGAAAGGGAAAGGGAAGGCGACCAAGGUGCCACGUUCUGCAGGGCUUAAGAAGAAAAAGACGACGACGAAGACCCCAGAGGCGACAGAGGCAGAGGCAGAUGGAGAGCCGGAGGAGGACCCAGGCGUCGAGGGAGACCGAGGAGGGGUCGUCAAGAGCAAGCCGGUAGGGCUAGCUGAAGAUACAGCAGAGAGGAAACGAGGCACACGGCAGCAGUCUUUGAGGAGGGGGAGUAGGAGAGGCAAGUUAACUGAGGAGGAGGAGGAAGAGGAGGAGGAGGAGGAGGAGGUGGCAGGAGAGUCGACCCCAGACGCAGAAGCCCCUGACCCAGCCCUAGCUGACCCAGAGAUUGUCGAGAAGCCCCUAGAGCCCCUGGUCUCCUCUCGGAAGAAGCGAGCCACCAGGCGACUGUCGUUAUCAGUCAGGCGGAAAGCAAAGGCCCGGGGGUCCAAAGUUGAACCCGCGGUUGGGAGGGACGCAAAGACCGUCUUGGAACCGGAACCGUCGGCAGAGUCGGACGUGCCUCGGGGACCCACCGCUGUCGGGAAGAAACGGCCCCGGCGCCCGAGGUCCACCGGCAGGGCGAAGGCGAGGCCACAGCAGGCGGGUUCGGGACUGGAAAUCCCCUCCGUUCCUGCGCUCUCGUCCCCAGAGCUGCUUGACCCGGCGGUCGCGGAGAGUCCUGUCGGAGCUGCGCCUACGCUGUCUCCAAAGCAAAGGCGGAAAAGAUCAGCGGCGCCAACCAAGUCCGGGGAUGCUGAACCUAAACUCGAACCCGAACCCGAUCCGGCGGACCGUGGUGCCGAAGGCCCCGAGGUGCAGGCCCGCUCCACAGACCUGAUCCUGGUCUUGGACCCCCCUGUUUCCGAAACUCUGUCGGAAUCGGCUGUGCGAAGUUACGCGAGAAAGCCGUGCAGGAGACGAAGGCCGGCCGCCAGACGGAGAAGGAAAGCUGAGGUCCGCUUGCCCAGGGCUCCAGGUGAAGAGGCUGCGUCUUCGGCCCCGCUGGCUAGACAGAGGCUGGCAGGCGUGGUGAAAGCCAAAUACAUGCGGAAGCUGCCCACCCCCUUCCUGCCUGCCAAAAGACCAAGGGGGAGACCUCCGUCCCUGACCAAGCGGACUCAGAGGGAGCUAGCCCAGCAGCUGCUCUCCAACGCAGAGAAAGGCGGCGACGGCGGCAGCCAGCAUCCCGCCUCCAAGGACCUCCAGCGGGGGAAGUCGAAAUUCCUGAAGAACAUCCGCCACUUCAUCAUGCCCGUGGUGAGCGCUCGCUCCUCCAGGGUCAUCAAGACCCCUAAGAGGUUCAUGGACGACGACGGGAUGUCUGUCCUGCCCCGGAAGAGCUCCCCCAAGAAGCCCCACGGCCGGACCGCCCGAGAGGCGAGUAAAGAAGCAGACGAAGGAGACAAGGAAGAAGACGAUGAUUACCAGUAUCCUGAACACUUCUCCCCGGAGAUGAAUCUGUCUCCCAGGGAACAGGAAGCCUUUGACUUGUGCGACCUCCGAGCUGCUGGAGAGGCUCGGGGGCGAGCGGGUUUGGAUUCCAGGCUUGCAUCUGACACUGCUGCCUCGCCGGCAUUGCCGUGCAAGCGCAGAUCGGCGCUCAGGGAGCCCACCUUCAGGUGGAGCAACUUUGAAAACUCGGCGGGAGAGGUCUUCUCCUUGGUCGGGAAGCAGGCUUUCGACGACUCCCUCAAUCUCCCGGAAGUAAUUCUGGCUUCUCCCGGCCCGGAACAGGCUGUGUCGGCCCAGCUGUCCCACCGCGAAACCCACCUGAAGAUCUACGAGUCUCUGAAGAAGCUCACCGUCCGGGCGGGCAGGAGAGCCAAGGUGAAGGUGAAGGAGGAGGAGGAGGAGGAGGAGGAGGAGGAGGAGGAGGAGGAGGAGAGGCCAGAGAGUUCCCCUGCUCCGAAUUCGGAAGCUGCUCCUUUAGACCGGGACAAGGACCCCGAACCGGGGCACCUGACCCUCUCCCUUCCAGCUUCUGACGGCCAGCUCCAGGAGAGCCCGGAGGAGGACCUCCCGGAGAAAGAGAAGCUGAAGAUCGAGGACAUGGACUCACCCGGGGUGGUGCGGAAAGUGGCCGUGCGGCUCCGCUCUCCGGGCUCCGAGCUGCUGCUGGGAGAGGGCUCGGACGAGGCCGUCGAGGAAGCCGACCAGAGCACGGGAAGUGACCGGGUGGAGGUGGAGGAAAGGGGCACCUCUCACAAGAUCCGGCUCACCGGAGCCAACAAGAGGAUGUUUCACCUGCUCAAGAGGGCCAAGGUUCAGCUCAUCAAGAUUGACCAGCAGAAGCAGCUGAAGUCCACACAGUUCCUGUCGGGGAUUCUGAGCGCCGGUUCCAAGGAGCCUCCCAGCUCUGUGAAGAGGAGGAAGGUCAUGAGGAAGAAGGUGGCUCGGCUGGAGAGCCCCCCGCAGGAGGAGAGCGCCCCUCAGGAGCCGUUGGCUCCAGCAGGACCCCGGAUCAAGCACGUGUGUCGAGACGCAGCGGUGGUCCUGGGGCAGCCGCGGGCGAUGGUCCCCGACGACGUCCCUCGACUCAGCGCCCUGCCACUGCACGAGAGGGACGGCAUCGCAGCCUCGCCCCGCGCAGAGGACACGGCCUCUGCCUCCGAGCCCGAGGCUGCUCCCCCCCCGGACCCGCGCCCUGUCAAGAUGAAGAGAUCCUCCGGCGGCCGCUGCUUCCAGUAUGGGAAGAGGAACGUGCGCUGCGGGACUUGCAAGGGCUGCCUGCACCAGCUGGACUGCGGAGAGUGCGUCAACUGCCUGGACAAGCCCAAAUUCGGGGGUCCCAACACCAAGCGACAGUGCUGCGUGUUUAAAAAGUGUGACGAGAUUGAAGAGAGGAAACAAAUGCGUCUGGGCUACAGGAACAACAGAAGUGAGGGGAUUGUGAGACGCAGACUCCGAGCUGGUCUCCCGCUAAAGCGUCGGCGGUCGUCGGCGAGCGCGUGCCCCACGAGCGACGACGACGAGGAGGCCGGCGUGGCGGCGGAGCUGAGGAUGCCCGACUCCCGCAGCCCCUCCCUGAGGACCCAGCCGCGCCGCUGUGCGAAGCAGCGCUCGUACUGCAGCCUGCUGGAGUCGGACGACUCGGAGCUGGAGAUGCUGCUGGCAGCCUCCCACUCCACCUCCCCCGGCCGCAGGAGAGCCAGCGGACACAGAGGAGACUUUGCUUCCUUGGACGGCAGCGGGAGGGGCGGGGACUCUGAGGAGAGCGGCAGUCGGCUUCGCAGAGUGAACGUGCCCAGGAAUCUGCAGGGGAGACGGAGAACUGACAAGAGUCAGCUGGACCAGACUCCUCCCAGUGUGCUUGCUGCUCUGGUCAAUGGCUUCGCUCGAAGAGAGAAGGAGCCCUCUAGCCCGGUGCACAAGAUCAGGGUCGACUUCAAGGAGGACUGUAACCUCAGGAACACGUGGCUGAUGGGAGGGCUCAGCAUCCUGGCUUCAGUGCCUGUGAUGCCCCAGUACGCCUGCCUGCUGUGUGCCAGCAAGGGCCAGCACGAGCUGCUGCACUGCCAGGUCUGCUGUGAGCCUUUCCACCGCUUCUGCCUGGACCCCGGGGAGCGCCCCCUGGAGGACAACGAGGAGAACUGGUGCUGCCGGCGCUGCAAGUUCUGUCACGUCUGCGGCAGGAAGAGCAAGCAUUCCAAGCCCCUUCUGGAGUGCGAGCGAUGCCAGAACUCGUACCAUCCUGCCUGCCUGGGACCCAACUACCCUAAACCCAACAAGAGGAAGAAAUCGUGGGUGUGCAUGACGUGCAUUCGCUGCAAGAGCUGCGGAGUGACCCCUGGGAAGAGCUGGGACUCGGAGUGGAACCACGACACCAGCCUGUGCCCUGACUGCACCAAGCUCUACGAGCAAGGUAACUACUGCACCAUCUGUUCCAAGUGCUACGAGGACAACGACUACGAGACUCAGAUGAUCCAGUGUGCCAAGUGUAACCACUGGGUGCACGCCAAGUGUGAGGGACUGUCAGACGAACUGUAUGAGAUCCUGUCCAGUCUCCCGGAGAGCGUGCUCUAUUCCUGCCGGCCCUGCAGCGAGGGCCAGCCCAGCCCGUGGAGGGAGGCUCUGAGCUCGGAGCUGCAGGCCGGGAUCAAGAACGUGCUGCUGGGCCUGCUGAGCUCCAGACUGACCCUGCACAUGCUGCGCUGCAGAGAGUGCUCGGAGGUGACGGAGUGUGACAGCGGCUUCGAGGGCAGCCUGGCCUGUGACCUGCAGGCGGUCGGCAAGAAGUUUGACAAGGGCCUCUACACCUCCGUGAAAGCUUUCCACGAUGACGUCGUCCAUGUGAUCCAGACACACCUCGAGGAAGAAGCGAAACUCCUGCCGGAAGAGAGAAGGACUUCACUGGCCAGAUCCUUCUAUCUGAAGCUGUUGGAGAGUUUUUUUGGCUGGUUUAAUGCCCAGGAUCCCAAAGCGUGGGACCCCUGUUCCAGGACCCUCCCAAAUGGCAUUCUCCCGAACGCAGUGCUCCCCCCCUCCGCGGAGCACGUGUACGCGCAGUGGAGGGAGCGCGAGGGCCAACGCAUGCCCGCGGAGCCCCGAGCCGCUGCACCGGAUCUCAAGCCAGACUCGACAAGCGAGCCACAGUGGACAACCCUGCACAGGUCCGAGGGCAGGGCGGCGAAAGACAAGCCCAGAGGGAGGAGAGGACGCCCCCCUCUCGUUGAGCCCGAUACCAGCUGGAGCAAAGAGGACCAGAGGCAGUGCUGUCUGUGCCUGAAGUACGGGGACGACCGAGCCAACGAUGCGGGCCGGCUCCUGUACCUGGGCCAGAAUGAGUGGGCUCACGUGAACUGCUCCCUGUGGUCCGCGGAGGUGUUUGAGGAGGAGGGCGGCGCGCUGAUGAACGUGCACGCGGCCGUCGCUCGUGGGAGGCAGAUGCGUUGUGAGAAGUGCCACCAGCCAGGUGCCACGGUAGGAUGCUGCCUGACCUCCUGCCAGGGCAACUACCACUUCAUGUGCGCCCGCUCCCGGAACUGUGUCUUUCAGGAGGACAGGAAGGUGUACUGCCAGCGGCACCGGGAACUCACCAGCGGCAAGACUGUCUCGGGCGAGGGUUUUCAGGUGCUGCGCCGCGUCUACGUGGAUUUUGAUGGGAUCAGCUUAAAGAGGAAGUUCCUGACUGGCCUGGAACCCGAGUCCAUCAACAUGAUGAUCGGCUCUCUGCAUAUUGACAACCUGGGCGUUCUGACAGAGCUGUCUGUCUACCAGGGGAAGCUGAUUCCAGUCGGAUACCAGUGUUCACGGUGGUACUGGAGCACGCUGGACCCCAGGAGGCGCUGCAAGUACACCUGUCGAGUGACGGAGGUCCGACCGCCAGCCGUGGAGAAGCCAGUGGAAGAGACUCCGGAGCAGGGAGACAACCACACCAUUGCACACAGCCCCAGUGCAACCCCAGAUCCAGCGCCUGAGAGAGAGAUGCCCCCGCCCGUGGAGACUCCGUCAAGCCCGCUGGCUCCGGUUUCUAAACCCGAGUCUGGGGCUCGUAUUAAAAUCGCCGGCUACUCCCAGACCCGCCGUCCAGCUGGGGGGCUCUACCGGCCCCUUCCGUCGCCAGGGAGUGCCCAAUCCAAGUCCCAUCAUAUCCCAACCGUCAGCGACCUGGACGAAACGACCAUAACCAGGCGGCCGCGAAGACACAGCCCGCUCUCCCACCACGCUGCGCCCCGUGGCCGCAUGGCCUCCCCGCCUUUAGGAGGCAGCACCCCUCACUCCUCAGGACCCAUAACUCUCAGGGCAGGGGCUUUGCACUCUAAAGCUGCCGGUCUAUCCCCUUACGAGAGUCCCGUUACCUCCCCCCAGUCCCGUUCCGGCAGUCGCUCUGCCUCCUCCAUGAUUGUUUUGGGGUCUACAGCGACUGCUGUUUCUGCCCACCUGUCUACCUCAGAGUCUCCCCUCCACGGCUGGCAGGGCGGCAGUCCCAAAGCCGGGGGCGGUGGCUUGUGUUUCUCCCCCCUGGGUCCUGGAAGCCAGCUCCCCAAACCGAAGCCCUUCGACUCGGAGUUCGGGAUCCUCCACCAGGAUUCCCCGGAGGUGCCCCACGACUUCCUGGAGCCCUCCGACACGGACCUGGCCGGAGCCAACGGCUCUGCCUCCUCUCCGGACCACGCUGGCCCCGGGCAGGAAGCGCGGAUCGUCUGCGAGCAGGACUUCCCCUACGCUCCCCACUUUGACGUGGAGUCUGUCCUGAACGUGGCCGGAGACCUGGAGUUUGACGAGAGCCUCCUGAACGACGACCUGGCCUUGCACUGCGGGGCCCACAUAGUGGUCGGGGAGGUGGCCGAGAACCAAGACCCCGGUUUCGGUAGCAGCUGCACCGGCGCCGGCAGCAACCAAAAACGAGCGCUCAUCAGAGCCAGACCGCAGGGGGGUGCAGAGGACUGGGGGAACUCUUCUUCCGAUGAGGACAUGGAUAACUAUUACGACUUCACCCGCACCGUGGUUGCCCACGGGCCCGCUAGGGAGGCCGGGGAGGCGGCGGCUGCAGCAGAACCCCCAUCUCGAGGGGCUAUCGGCCAGCUGGAUGGCGUGGAUGACGGUACGGAAAGUGACGCCAGCGUGGCCCCCGCGACCGACGCAUCUAAAACCUCCAAGACCGUUGUCGGGUCUUCUGCGGAACAGAAGGCACCUGGGCUGGCCGGGUUUUCAGAUGAUGUGGAAACGUCUUUUCAGCCCAGCAACGGGCUGGAGAAGGAACAACAGUGCGGAGAGCCCCAGUGUCUGACGUCUACCGUGAGCACGACAGCAGCGCUGGUGGUAUCGAUGGAAGCUGCUGCAGAGACACCUGAUCACUUGAAGGCUGCUCCUCCAGGCACGGCAGUGUCCGAGGAGGUUGCCUCCCAUCCCAAGCUGGACGGUCCCUCCAGCGCAGAGGUCUGCGGAAUGGACCCGGCUCAGGAAAGCAGCCCUUCGUCCUCCGAAGCUCCCAGCAAGGCUUUGGAAGCUCCAGUCCUUGGUGAUUCCAUGUCUAAGGAAGCACCGUCGGAGAGCGUUGAUCUUCAAACCUCAGCUAAGGCUCUGGCACCUUUGGAUUCCUCCUCCUCCUCCUCCUCCUCCUCUCUGCUUCCAGAAGCUCCAAAGGAUGUUUUUCUGGAUCCCAGCAGUGGACACUUUGUCUCUGCGGAGGACGGCUCCCUGGUGUCUUUCGAAACGUCUGAGUGCAGCGCUUCAUUGUCGCUUGGAGCAGAUUGCUCGGACCCUCCUAAAGAUGGCAGUCUCGCCUGCGUGCAGCUUUCUGUGGCGCCCCCUGAAGCAAGUAGUAGCAGCAGCAGUGUCCCAGUUACACAGCUCUCUGCAGAAGCUCCUAAAACCACCCAUGUUACAGCCACUGCCCCUCUUAAAAUCAGCACGGGACCAGUUACACAGGCUUCAUCCGUCCUUCCAACAACAACAGCAGCGUCAGUAGUGCCCCCUGGUAGGGCGACCCAUGCCCCGAUAAUACUGGGUUCGAAAGACCAUCUGAAACCCGUGCCUGCGAUACGCGCCCUUGUGACUCCUCCUGCCCCCCAAACCACGCUGCCCCUGCAGUCUCAGCUCCCCAGAGGUCUGGCUUGCGUUUCCACUGCCAGCUCAGUUACCCUGGCGUCGUACAGCCAGCUGUCUCUGCCCAUCUUCUCCUCCCAUUCUGUGCCUCCAGGGACCCCAGCUGUUACCAUCGUUUCAUCGGCCCACGCGGGAGUCCAGAGCCCGGAAGUGAAGAGAAGGGAGGUAGCGCUCUGCCAGCCCGUCAGGCCCGCCGCUCCCAUAUUGAUUAAUGGCUAUGGCUCCGCUGUCCCAGUUUCCAGGGAGCAGCAGCAGCCGGCUCCGGCUCCUAGAGGCAGAGUGAUCUCCCUGAACCUCAGCACCCCGCAGCCCCAAGCCGCGGCCCCCACGCUAUCGGGGCACACCCUGCUCACGGUGAGGGAGGUGGGGGGCCAGAACCCAGACGGCAACCCUCAGGUUCUGCUGGUCAACAAGUUCGGCCAGAUCUUUGUGAAGAACCCCACCGACAACACUUUCCAUCUCCCCGGGGCCAACUCACCCUCCCUCAGCUUCAUCGGGCAGAUCAAGUCCCUGCUUCAGAGCAACGCCCUCGCCAGCACUCUGGCGGCUUCUGGGAACCUCUCCGCCAUGGGGGGAGGCCAGGCCGCCCACCACAGCCCUCUUUCCCCAGUGGGGUUCGGAGCUGCAGCUGCCCCAGCUGCUGUUGCUGCUUCUAGCUCCCCCCUGGUGCAGCACCUCGCAGCAGGCCAGGGCCCCGCGACUCGGUACAUCGCGUACUCCAGCAGUGGUGGCGGGGCGCCCAGCAUAGAGAACCUCCAAAAGGCGCAGAAGCAGCCCAAAAAGAAAAGGCUGUCCCCGUUAAAGGCUUCGGUCUGUCUUAAAAAAACAGCGUCGGUCUCCGUCUGCCAGUCCAACUUGGGGCAGCUCUACGUCCAGUCUCAGCCGACUCCGCCCCCCGGCCCUGUCGGGGUUCCCUCGUGGACCGCCCGUGACCCGAUGAUGAACCUGCUGCCCGCGGUCAAUCUGGUGGCUGGCAGGAGCACUGGGAUGUGGAGCCCGCCUCCGCCCAGCAUGGCACCCAACGUGGGACCCCGCAUCCUGAGUGCGACCUCCAGCUCGGGACCUCACUUCAGGGUCCCUCCAGCCCUGAGCCGGGCCAACACGCUCAACCCCUCGGCCCCCGGGUUGCUGGAGCCAGUACCCUUUGCGCUCGCUGCCCUCCAGAGGCCUCGAACCCAAGUUCGCAUCAAGAGGGUCUCGUCACUGUCGGACCGCAAUGCCAUCAAGAAGUCCAAGAUUGAUCUGGAAGCUGUGGAGAGAGCUGGCUUGCUGGACACCCAGCAUGCUGUCAGUGGCUUCACAGCCUCCAGUAAACUGUGCAGAGUCCGCAUGAAGACCCCCACGGUGAAAGGUGUGCUGGAUUUGGACAAGCCCAGAGAGGAGAGGCUUAGUGACUUGAAGAACAUGGGACCUGCACCUUGGGACUCCAUCUCUGCCCGGCUCCCUGAUCCCAAGAACGAGAGGCUGAGGGACUGGCAUGGAGUGGGAAGAAGUUCCCUGACGGACUGGACUAAAUACUCUGGCACCGUGCCGAGCUCCGAUGAGGAGGGUCUCUUUCCCGAACCCGAGGAGGAGGAGGGGGUGUCGGCAAAGGACCGGCCCCACCUCCGCUUCGAGAUCAAGAGUGAAGAUGGCUUUCACAUCCAGGCGGACAGCAUCGAAGUGGCCUGGAGGGCGGUGGUGGACCGGGUGCAGGAAGCCAGAGCCGCUGCCAGACUCAAGCAGCUCUCCUUCGCAGGGGUGAGCGGGGUGCGGAUGCUGGGAAUGCUUCACGACGCCGUGCUCUUCCUGGUGGAGCAGCUGUUCGGUGCCAAUCUCUGCUCCCGGCACAAGUUCUGCUUCCACAAGCAGGAGGACCUGGAGGAGGAGCUGCCCAUCAACCCCAGCGGCUGUGCCCGGGCCGAGGUGUACCUCAGGAAAUCCACUUUCGACAUGUUUAACUUCCUGGCCUCCCAGCACCGGCAGCUCCCGGACAUCGUGGCCUGCGACGAGGAAGAGGACGAGGUUCCUCUCAAGUCCACCAGGCGGGCCACCAGUCUGGAGCUCCCGAUGGCCAUGAGGUUCCGGCACCUGGAGAGGACUUCGAAGGAAGCCGUGGGAGUGUACAGGUCUGCUAUCCACGGGCGCGGUCUCUUCUGCAAGCGCAGUAUCGACGCCGGGGAGAUGGUGAUAGAGUACUCGGGAAUCGUCAUCCGCUCCGUGCUGACGGACAAACGAGAGAAAUACUACGACAGCAAGGGGAUUGGCUGCUACAUGUUCCGCAUCGACGACUUCGACGUGGUGGACGCCACGAUGCACGGCAACGCGGCGCGCUUCAUCAACCACUCCUGUGAGCCCAACUGCUACUCGCGGGUCAUCAACGUGGAGGGCCAGAAGCACAUCGUGAUCUUCGCUCUGCGCACCAUCUACAGGGGAGAGGAGCUCACCUACGACUACAAGUUCCCCAUCGAGGACGCCAGCAGCAAACUGCACUGCAACUGUGGGGCCAAGCGCUGCCGCCACUUCCUCAACUAGCAGGACAGCGAGACUCCCAGAGAGGGGUGGAGUCCAGGGAGGGACGGGAACAGAGACUCCCAGAGAGGGGUGGAGUCCAGGGAGGGAUGGGGGAACAGAGACUCCCAGAGAGGGGUGGAGUCCAGGGAGGGACAGGAACAGAGAACUCCCAGAGAGGGGUGGAGUCCAGGGAGGGAUGGGGGAACAGAGACUCCCAGAGAGGUGUGGAGUCCAGGGAGGGACGGGGAACAGAGACUCCCAGAGAGGGGUGGAGUCCAGGAAGGGAUGGGGGAACACAGACCCUAGUUGGGGUUCAGGGUUCAUAGUGUAGAGGUUAAGACAGACCCGCCCCGCCCCCGCCACCCCCCCCCCAACAAUGUGUCGUCCCCGUACCCCUCGAUACCAAGUGAUUUUAAUCCUCCACUAUCCCAAAAAAGUGUACCACAGUGCCACCCCGAGGUGGGUCUGAAGCAAAACCUCCUUGGGUGUUUUUAAUGGGGGAUUUGGGUUCUGCUUUGAAUUGGUCAAAAAGAGGGGAUUUUAUUGUAGUGAUGGGUUACGCUGGUCCUGGGUGAAAACUCAAGCUGUAUAAAACUGGGAGGGGAAUACAAAUGAACCCGAGACUAGACCGUUCUGCUCUUGGGAUGCUUUACUCAUUACACGGGUUCACAGGUGCUAGAAACUUUUUGGGGGUCAGUUGUCUGUCCAGAUUGCAGGACAUGCCCUUAGUUUGUGAUCAUGUCCUCCCGUACAUGGGAAGACUUCUUUCUUUUGAAGUUGUCGCGUGGGUUUUGCGACUCUGUUCUGAACGCACGCCCCUCCUGACUGCCUGACGCAGCGGCGGCUCCUGCUUUCAGCCUCUCGUUUGGUCCUCUUAGCGGGGGGAAGGGGAGUGCUGGCUGGUUUUACACACCCGGACUGAGUGUUUUAGGGUCUGGAUUUCAAUAACUUAAGACAACAGAAACUGUUCCAGUAUUGGUGCUAAUCGAGGGGGGCUGCUGUGAAAGCAGACGGAAGUGUGUUUCGCCCCCUGCAGGCACUCAAGUCCUUACUUUCAUUAUUGCUCAUGUUAAUUUGACAGGCCCUUUUGCGCUGUUGCUGUUUCUCCACAGAAAGGCCCGCCUUUGGUGCUCUCAGCAAAAACAACCACCUUUUAUAAAGCACUUGCAUUGUUCUCAGCAUCGGUUAUUAUUAGUGUUGAAGGAAAGCCCACAAUGGCUUGGUUAGAUGUUUGGUACUGUGUCUGUUAGCGUGAUUCUCGGGGGUAUUGUAAGGGUGUGCUGGGUCUCGUUCUUCAUUCUUGCUCACCUAGCUAAAAAAGCCACUGCCUGGUGAAAGAUGGUGCUAAGCUUGCUCACUGUGUAUCUCUCUUUCUCCCUCCCCAAACCGGACUGACUGCUCUUGACACUAAAGCAUGUUGGAUUUCCAUGGAGAUACUUUGAGUUUAACUGGCUGACGCUCUCUUCUGAUGGCAGCUUUUUUGAUAAUCAGCCUGUUUUUUGUGUUUUGUAUUCCCUCUCCUAAACCAGGGUUGGAAUGUGAGCUGACUCUCUCUCUCUGUAGAGAGUCACCUUUUUUAUUUAAAUUUUUUGGGUUUUUUUUUAUGAUAUGUAAAUAGCAUUUACAAAUUUAACUAAACAAAAUGUUCACAGUUUUUUGUUGUGGAUUUACAGCUCGGGACAUUCUGCGCUGAGAUUAUGAGAAUUCAAAGGAGUGAUUUUUUUUUUUUUUAUUACAUUUUUUUGUGUUGCUGUUGAAAAAAAAAAUACAACUUGAGUAGUUGGUGAUUCUGUCAGCGGAGUUGUACCUGGCCUUUGAUCCCUUUCUCUGCUUCUUGCAAUGUUUUCUUGGCACAGACAGUAGAGUCUUGCACAGCAAUAUCAGGAGACGAGAGCGUGAUGUUUUAUUUUUUUUUUUUUUUUUUUUUUUGCAUCGGUCAGGGAAGAGGUUUAUGUUUUAGAUUACCACUGAUUUCAGACCCUUGAUUUUAAAACACCUUCCCUUCGUUUUAACCCCUUCCCUGGAAGGCGCUGGGGCAGGACUUCCCUGACGGUGCCCCCCUCUCCCUCCCCGGGUUAAGAACAGCCUGUGGUCAGAGCGGUGCACCUGGAGGUGACUCCCUCGUGAAAGACCCUACCUCAAUACCCAACGACGAGCAGGGCACAGGGCUGCCAGAGCUGUGUGUCUGUGCAUUGAAGGAAGUGAAUCACUCGUUAUGUGCUGAAACACACACACACACACACAUAGGUCCAUAUGUCAAGACACAAGAUGUGUGGCUAAGUUUCAUUUUUAAACAACAAAACGUUUUUGUGAACUGGCUGUUACCUUGUAUUAAAAUAAAACCUCUGGUUUUGUACAUAGUUGUAUAAAUAUUUCUAAACCCGUUUACUUUUUCUAUGCACUUUUUUUUUAUUUAUGACGUCAUUUGCCCAAUAAAGAUGUUAAGAUGUUUGAAGACAGUUAA